UUCACUCCUAACACGAAGUAGGCGGGCUCACCGGGAUGCCCUGGAAGCGGAAGUGCUUUUUAAAAGGAAAAUGGUAACUCCGUAGGCUCCGUGCAGUGGUGACGUGACAUUCGCCUUGAUUCUUUGGCUGGGGGAGGAUAGAGCUGAGGAAGCGGCUGGUGUUGCCUGGGCUCUUGUCAACGACUUCGUGAGGGCGGCUCUGAGGGUCGAGACUAGCUGUUGCGUGACCCUCUCGGCGGGGCCAGGCCGAGCCGGGCCGCCGCUUCAGAGGCGAAACUCUUCUGUUCCCGAUCACAUUUGAAUUGUCUUUGAAGCCGCCAAAAUGGUUUUAGCAGAUCUUGGGAGAAAAAUAACCUCAGCGUUGCGCUCACUGAGCAAUGCUACAAUUAUCAAUGAAGAGGUUUUAAAUGCUAUGUUAAAAGAAGUAUGUACAGCAUUACUAGAAGCUGAUGUCAACAUAAAGUUAGUGAAACAACUGAGAGAAAAUGUCAAAUCUGCUAUUGAUCUUGAAGAGAUGGCUUCUGGUCUUAACAAAAGGAAAAUGAUUCAGCAUGCUGUCUUUAAAGAACUGGUUAAGCUUGUAGAUCCAGGAGUCAAAGCCUGGACUCCGACAAAAGGAAAACAGAACAUAAUAAUGUUUGUAGGACUGCAGGGAAGUGGCAAGACAACAUCCUGUUCAAAGUUGGCAUACUAUUACCAGAGAAAAGGUUGGAAGACAUGUUUGAUAUGUGCAGACACUUACAGAGCAGGUGCUUUUGACCAGUUAAAACAGAAUGCAACAAAAGCAAGAAUUCCAUUUUAUGGCAGUUACACAGAGAUGGAUCCUGUCAUUAUUGCAUCAGAAGGUGUUGAAAAAUUUAAGAACGAAAAUUUUGAAAUAAUAAUUGUUGAUACAAGCGGUCGUCACAAGCAGGAAGACUCUCUUUUUGAAGAAAUGUUGCAAGUUGCUAAUGCCAUACAACCAGAUAAUAUUGUUUAUGUAAUGGAUGCCUCUAUUGGUCAAGCCUGUGAAUCUCAAGCAAAAGCCUUCAAAGAUAAAGUGGAUGUUGCUUCUGUGAUUGUGACAAAACUUGAUGGCCAUGCAAAGGGAGGUGGUGCUCUCAGUGCAGUUGCUGCCACUAAAAGUCCAAUCAUUUUUAUUGGUACUGGAGAGCACAUAGAUGACUUUGAACCUUUUAAAACACAACCUUUUAUCAGCAAACUUCUUGGUAUGGGAGAUAUUGAAGGAUUGAUAGAUAAAGUAAAUGAACUGAAAUUAGAUGACAAUGAGGCACUCAUAGAGAAAUUAAAACAUGGUCAGUUUACUUUGAGAGAUAUGUAUGAACAGUUCCAAAACAUCAUGAAAAUGGGACCCUUCAGUCAAAUCUUGGGCAUGAUCCCUGGUUUUGGGACAGAUUUUAUGAGUAAAGGCAAUGAACAAGAAUCUAUGGCAAGGCUAAAAAAGUUGAUGACCAUAAUGGACAGUAUGAAUGAUCAAGAGCUUGAUAGCACAGAUGGGGCCAAAGUGUUCAGUAAACAACCAGGAAGAAUCCAAAGAGUAGCGAGAGGUUCCGGUGUUUCAACAAGAGAUGUUCAAGAACUCCUGACACAGUACACAAAAUUUGCACAAAUGGUGAAAAAGAUGGGAGGCAUCAAAGGACUCUUCAAAGGAGGUGAUAUGUCAAAGAAUGUUAACCCAUCCCAGAUGGCAAAACUGAACCAACAGAUGGCAAAGAUGAUGGAUCCCAGAGUUCUUCAUCACAUGGUAUGUGACUUCCUUGGGGAAAAGAUCGCCUCUGUCUUGGGAAUCAGUACACCAAAAUACCAGUAUGCCAUAGAUGAAUACUACAGGAUGAAGAAAGAGGAGGAAGAGGAAGAAGAAGAGAACAAAAUGUCUGAAGAAGCAGAAAGAAGGUAUCAAGAGGCACAGACCCAGAAGCAGGAAGGAAAUGCUGUUCAGACUGAUCAGCCAGAGGCUGCAACCUGUAAUACAUUUGUCAAUCUAAACUUUGAAACUGAAGAUGACUGCCCACCUAUUAUGGAAAGUAAACAGGACAUCACUCCUGUGUCUGCUUAGAAUGAAAACAUUGCAUAAUAAUUCCAUGUUACAGUUUGUAGGUCUGUCUUAUGCAUAUUCAGUGGGAUGUAAUUUAUUUAAAAGUUUCAUUUUGGGGGAAAGAUUAAUAAUGUCUCUUUAGUCACCAUCUGUCUAAAAAGGCCUGUCUAUUAGAUUGUAACAUGCAAGUAAUUGGGUCCUAAAACUAACUACUUCCUAUGCAGAGCAAGUAAAAUGUCUUUAUUUCUGAACAUCUGGUGCCUUGUGGACAGAUAACUGUGCUUAUUUGUGUUUUCAGGUUGACUUUAUAGUUAUAAUGUUACUUGAUGGAAGACUGCUAGACUAAGUAGAACUAACUCACAAGGCAUCUUUGUGACUUACUUUAAUUGCCACUACUAUUGCAUGUGUUUUCACUCAUACAGUUUAUAGCAACAUGGCUUUGUUUAGUACCUGUCAAACUGUUUUCUAGAUGACUUUACCUGACAGUUUUGUUGUCUUGUAAAGGACUGCCCUAUUAUUGGUUUUCCUAAAGCAUACUGUUACAGCUUCAUAGAAAGAAAUUUAAUAUACAGAGCCAGUCAGUUAAAUAUGUGUAAAUGCAAGGUAUACCUUGCCUAGUUUGCAAGGUAUACCUUUCAUAUACCUUACCUAGUAUAUGAAAACACUUUCUCCAGGACAAUCCUUAACUAAUUUUCACCAGACAGCCACAAGACAAAUGUUUAUAGGUGCUGAGAAUUGUGCCGAGAAGGAAACUCAGCUGGGACUCCAGCAUUCAAAAGCUUUGACAGUUUGUCUCUACUUUGUAAGAUUUUGGAAUGGGAGCUAAACUUCCUGAAUACUUGGAGUGAAAAGUUUUUUUAAAAAGUGUUGUUCAUGAAGCUUAGCUAAGGUCUGCUAAAUUAGUUACUGGUAUUACACUUUUGCACCCCCGCCCCCUACUUGCCUAAGUUUAAAAACCAGGCUAAAUUAAUUAUAGGGAUUGAUUUUUUUGUAUUUAAACAAGAUCUAUUACAGCAACAGAGAGCAGUUUUCUAGUUGACAAGGUAUUCUAGCUCUAGUAUAUGGAAACACUUUCCCCAGGACAAUCCUUAACUAAUUUUCACCAGACAGCCACAAGACAAAUGUUUAUAGGUAUUCAGGAAAGGAUGCAGAAGGUCUUCAUAAAAAGUUGUGCCUAAACUGUUUGAGUCUUGGCUUUUGGUGGGCCGACUGAACUUUUGUUUCUUUAAAACACACUUAAUGGAUUUAACUUUGUCUCGAGUCCUUUUACUAAAAACCUGUGCACUUGUCUAAUACAAGCAGGGGUUGGGAGGCAGCAGCACAAUGCACACCCAUGCUGUUCUUCAGUACCUGGGAGAACCAAAAAGACACCAGUUGAUAAAUCUGGGAAGGCAGAGAACACACACAAUUGAUAUAAUCUUUUUCAGGCAGGUGCUCAGAAGAGAACUUUGUGAAGUUUUGCUUAAUUUGAGAAUGUUAUGAUAGCUUUAACUAAAGAUAGUUGGAACUAUUUAAUUUUAAAGUUUGCAUCCCUCUUUGACUAGAGAAUCAUGCUUAUUUCAGGUCAGCCUUAAACUAUAUAUGUUAAGUCUGUGUUGAAUAUCGUUAUAUAAAGUGACAAGCCCAAGGCAUCACGGUUAAGAAUGGAAUAUUUUGAUUGCCCAGAUUUGCUAGCCAAAAUGUUCUUGCUACAUGGAAUGGGGAUGUGCUCACUGUCAUCGAGUUGCUCUAGUCAGCUGUGCCUUACCUUUAAUAUUUCUUUUGUGUAUGUGUAUGCAAAUGGUACAAAGUGUUUUAUGUAAAUGCAUUAAAAUUUUAUAUUUAAUAUAAUUUUAA
Messenger RNA from Heteronotia binoei (common prickly gecko), 3871 nucleotides. It is a transcript of the gene SRP54, whose product is annotated as signal recognition particle 54. Gene Ontology annotation, molecular function: GTPase activity; ATP hydrolysis activity; GTP binding. The transcript is spliced from 17 exons. Lineage: Eukaryota; Metazoa; Chordata; Lepidosauria; Squamata; Gekkonidae. The record is from RefSeq and is a predicted model, not a curated record. Bases 323 to 2056 code for a protein of 577 amino acids. Gene Ontology annotation, cellular component: signal recognition particle, endoplasmic reticulum targeting; cytosol. Gene Ontology annotation, biological process: SRP-dependent cotranslational protein targeting to membrane, translocation; SRP-dependent cotranslational protein targeting to membrane.